Molecule: messenger RNA, 2886 nt
Organism: Anguilla rostrata (American eel)
Lineage: Eukaryota; Metazoa; Chordata; Actinopteri; Anguilliformes; Anguillidae
Product: protein kinase C and casein kinase substrate in neurons protein 1-like
Exons: 11
Coding region: 394-1773 (459 amino acids)
Biological process (GO): neuron projection morphogenesis; cytoskeleton organization; positive regulation of dendrite development
Cellular component (GO): cytoplasm; plasma membrane; endosome
Molecular function (GO): protein binding; phospholipid binding
Source: RefSeq, a predicted model, not a curated record
CUUCCCAUCACACCGCUCAACACUGUAUAUAGCCACUCACUGGGUGUUCCUUUCAAGUUCGUCAUUAAUAUGUAACGUCCGUCUUCAGUAGAACCAUCCCCCAUUCCCUGCGUGUAUCGUGAUCUCGCGGAUGCGGAUAGCCACUUGAAGAAGCAGGGUCGGUCACCUCCUGUCAGCGUAACCGAAGGAAAAAAUCAUUUACAAUUUACGGAAUAUCUGGAAUCCUCCGCCCGAUUUCCACUGGUGAGCGGCUUCAGGAACAAGGUUCUACAGGAACAGCACUUACCUGGGGGGUUUAUGGAAGCCUGUUUUUCCAGGAAGAGAAGUGCAUGAAGAUCACUGCUCUGCUGCAGACGUGUACAGCUCCGGGCCUGCUCUAUCACAGCUAGGAAAAUGUCUGGCUCCUACGACGAAUCCGCCAGCUUCGAAGAGGCCACAGACAGCUUCUGGGAGGUGGGGAACUACAAGCGCGCGGUCAAGCGGAUCGACGAUGGGCACCGGCUCUGCAAUGACCUCAUGAGCUGCAUCCAGGAGCGUGCCAAAAUCGAGAAAGCCUACAGCCAGCAACUGACUGACUGGUCCAAGCGGUGGAAACAGCUGGUGGAGAAAGGUCCUCAGUAUGGCACGGUGGAGCGCGCCUGGCUGGCGGUCAUGACCGAGGCGGACAAGGUGAGCGAGCUGCACCAGGAGGUGAAGAACGGCCUGCUGAACGAGGACCUGGAGAAGGUGAAGAACUGGCAGAAGGACUCCUACCACAAGCAGAUGAUGGGCGGCUUCAAGGAGACCAAGGAGGCCGAGGAGGGCUUCAAGAAGGCCCAGAAGCCCUGGGCCAAGAAGGCCAAGGAGCUGGAGACCGCCAAGAAGGCGUACCACUUAGCGUGCAAAGAGGAGAAGCUGGCGUCCACCCGGGAGGCCAAUAGCAAGGCUGAGGCCUCCGUCACGCCCGACCAGCAGAAGAAGCUCCACGAGAAAGUGGACAAGUGCAAACAGGACGUGCAGAAGGCCAAGGAGAAGUACGAGAAGGCCCUGGACGAGCUGAGCAAGUGCACGCCGCAGUACACGGAGCACAUGGAGCAGGUGUUCGACCAGUGCCAGCAGCUGGAGGAGAAGAGACUAAGCUUCCUCAGGGAGGUGCUGCUGGACAUCAAACGGCACCUCAACCUCACCGAGAACCAAAGCUACGCCUCAGUGUACCGGGAACUGGAGCGCACCAUCAACGCUGCCAGCACUCAAGAGGACCUCAAGUGGUUCAGCAACAACCACGGUCCUGGCAUGCACAUGAACUGGCCCCAGUUCGAGGAGUACAACCCGGAUGUCGCCCACCCCGUCGCCAAGAGGGAGAAGGUGAAGAAGCCCAAUGAGGGGGUCACUGCGGUGGGGGACCACGUGUUGGCCCAGGCGGGCGACAGGGGCAGUGUGAGCAGUUAUGAUAAGAACCAGGCGUACACCACGGAGUGGUCUGACGACGAGCAGCCGGCCUCCCAGUCGGGCAACGAGACCAACGGUGGCGCCAACCCUUUCGAGGAGGAGUCAGGCUCCAGCGGGAAGGGCGUGGGCGCGGGUGUGGGCGCGGGCGCGGGAGCGGUCGCAAACACGGGCGUGCGCGUGCGGGCGCUGUACGACUACGACGGGCAGGAGCAGGACGAGCUCAGCUUCAAAGCCGGGGACGAACUGAUGAAGCUGGAGGACGAGGACGAGCAGGGCUGGUGCAAAGGUCGCCUGGACAGCGGCCGGAUGGGCUUGUACCCGGCGAAUUACGUGGAGCCUAUCUAAAUGGGGCGGGGCGGGGCGGGGCGGAGGAGGACGACCCCCACGGAGGAAUCUCAGACUGGACUGUCCAACCAUACUGCACAUAGAGACCUAAGAGCUACACCACCCCCGACCCCCCACCCCCCCAUUGCCAGACAUAACGGGCUGGGCAGAGUCCACGUAAACACAAUUUUAGCAUUUACAGAAAAAGACAGUAUACACACAGAUCACAUGCGUCCUGCCAGGCAUGUGGAAGGUCUUCAAAAAACUAUACAGAACAUACAGUAACAGUAGGCUACACGCAUAUAUUAUCUGUCAAUAUACCACCAUUCAGGCAAGUGCAGGGAUACGUUUUGCAUUUUUGUGUACCCGUGUUCAAUAUGAAUUUUGUGCAAACGAUAUGACAUUUGUGUAGCGGUAUGUUCUCCUAUAACAAUAUGAGUAUUAUGUAGUCAAUGGCGCCCGCAUAGCCAUAACGAGCUAUGCAGUGUGCGGUGUGUAUAUUUGAUGACAUUUUUUGUGCAGCGGUCUCGAUGCUAUGCGUGUACAGUCCUCAUUCCUGCAUCGGUACUUCGGUGUAGCUAAAGCUACACGAUGUUUUUAUUUUAUUUUAUUUUUUUUCUCCCUUCUCCCCUGUGGGUUUGGUUCGGUUUGGUUCCUGUCGGCAGUGCGUGCUCAGCUGUGUACGGUUGUUUUCUCCCUCCGUGUCCGAGUCUGUUUCCGUAGCAGCAUGUGCUACGCGGCGUGCGCCCCCUGCGAUUGGAUGACAUCGGUGUUGGCUCCACCCAUCCCCACUCCUCCAUCCCUUAAGCGGAGUCUGAACUGAGGCCGGGAAUGUGGUGAUGAGACAACGGCUCGAACGUUCUCCUUGGAAACGAUGGCUUUUUUUUUUUUGAUCUGCGAAACCUCUUUUUUUCUUAACAUCUCCUCAUGUCUUUCAGUGACUCGUUCGUUUUAUACCGAUCUCUCCUGGACUUUAUUUUUUCAAUGAUGUUUUUAUCAUAAAGCACACGUGCAUGGAAGAGGAGAAAAAAUGUUACAUGCUACCCCAUCCUCUCUCUCUUUCUCUCUCUUUUUCAUCAUCCAUCUUAUGUUUACAGAAAUCACUUCCUGUUUCGAGUUGUUUGAGAGCUGUUG